Onychostoma macrolepis is the source of this 897-nucleotide messenger RNA. It is a transcript of the gene fdx1b, whose product is annotated as ferredoxin 1b. The coding region runs from base 208 to 687 and encodes 159 amino acids. Gene Ontology annotation, cellular component: mitochondrion. NCBI's taxonomy places the organism in Eukaryota, Metazoa, Chordata, Actinopteri, Cypriniformes, Cyprinidae. Gene Ontology annotation, biological process: positive regulation of oxidoreductase activity; P450-containing electron transport chain. The record is from RefSeq and is a predicted model, not a curated record. Gene Ontology annotation, molecular function: 2 iron, 2 sulfur cluster binding. The transcript has 5 exons.
AGGGUGAGUAAUUAAUGACUGAAUUUGCAUUUUUGGGUGAACUAUUCCUUUAAGACCAAGGCUUCACUCUCUCUCCUUGUCUCUGUGUGGUUGACCUUACCAUGGAGCUUGCAGCUUUGUCCUUGAAACAAAGAACAUCCCAAAAUUAGAUGCUGAGCCUCCUCAUUCAUAGACCCACAUGCACACACGCUUGCACAGAAGGACAGCAUGGCCUUUCGUAAGUGUGUGCAGGUCCUGCUCCGUUCCAGCUUGGCUCCAUUGUGCCACCCAGGAUCCACGAGGACCCAUCCAAGAUUUCUUCACACAGUUCCCAGACUCUGCAGUCAAUCCCAGCCAAAUGGUUCCUCAGGCUCUAAAGUGCUGGUGCACAUUAUAAAUCAGUCGGGGGUAAAGAGCAGCGUGUUUGUCACAGAGGGAGAGACUCUUCUAGACGUUGUCAUCAAGAAGAAUCUUGACAUCAGUGGCUUUGGAGCAUGCGAGGGCACUCUAGCCUGUUCCACCUGUCACCUGAUAUUUGAGGAGAGUGUGUAUGACAAACUGGAGCCAAUGGUGGAUGAAGAGGUUGACAUGCUGGAUUUGGCUUACGGACUCACCAAGACGAGACUCAGGUGUUCACAAGGACAUUAUACAUAUAUAUGUAACUGUCCUUGUUGUGAAGACCAUGCAAUGGAUGUUUUAGUCAAAUGAUCUCGUUUGGGUUGUCAGGUGACUGUGGAGCGCUGGAUGGACGGAAUGACAGUUCACGUUCCUCAAGAGAUCAACGAUCAGCGAGGAAAACAAGAGGCAGUGAGCAGCAAAUGAUACACAAGCAGUCACAUGUACGAUUUCCAUGUUAACUUAACAUGGAACAUGGUACUUUGAAAUUACACAAAAUAAUAAAAUGAAUGUGACCCACUA